Sphaerodactylus townsendi is the source of this 10436-nucleotide messenger RNA. It is a transcript of the gene CPLANE1, whose product is annotated as ciliogenesis and planar polarity effector complex subunit 1. The coding region runs from base 472 to 9999 and encodes 3175 amino acids. Gene Ontology annotation, cellular component: ciliary transition zone. Lineage: Eukaryota; Metazoa; Chordata; Lepidosauria; Squamata; Sphaerodactylidae. Gene Ontology annotation, molecular function: protein binding. Gene Ontology annotation, biological process: cilium assembly. The record is from RefSeq and is a predicted model, not a curated record. The transcript is spliced from 53 exons.
CGGCGCUCCACCUACCAACUGGUAGCCCAGGAGGCGCUGAGGCCGCAAAGAGAAGUAGCCGUUGAUGCGGAGGGGACGGCCACGCGCACGGUUCUGUAGAAGUUUUAAACUGCUGACUCAAUGGGCAGAUGUAUCUUGUGUCGCCAUGUCUGUGCAUGAGCACUAAGGUACCAGAUGGUGCCUAGCCCCCUGUUGCAUGUUGGCCUGGCUUAAACCAUUGAUAAAGAGACUGCAGCCUGGAAAACCCACCAGAACCAGACUGCAGAACAAUGACAUUUCACCCAAGAAUCUGAAGAAGGAAAAAACCCUUUUUGGUUUGGAAAAAAAGCAGAAAAGGAGAUGACAUUUCAGAGGCGAAAACAGGAAAUCUCAUAGCUUCUAGAAUUCCACACAUUUAAACGGGCAUGUUGACGGUUUUCCAUCCAGAACUUUUUCAUCUUGAAACUCUUAUGGCUGUCCUAAAUAUCAGUGAUGGAAAUUAAAUUAGAAGUUGUAGCUUCAACAUGCAUCAAGCAAAGGAAGCCCUGGCCUCGAAUCAUUUGGCUGGGCCAGGAAAAAGAGGCUGUGUUUCUUCUGGAUGCGAGAAACCUAAAUGAAAUUAACCUGCUUUCAGGAAAGACAAAAAAGAAAAUCCCUCUAUUACAUCCCUUGCUGAAAAAUGUUGUAGUCUUAACAGCAUCAAGGAAUGGAGCAUGGCUGGCAGGGUUGCUUAAAACAGGAGAGAUCUUUCUUUGGAACAAAGAUCAAGAUGAUCUAAAAACCGUCUCGGCAGUUGAGGAGUCUAUGAAAGCAGUCAUAGCAGCACAAGAAUGUUCUUUGAAGCUAUAUCUUUAUGUUUCUGAUGAUGGAAAAAAACUGCUCCUUGCUACUUCGGUCUGUGUCUUUCUGUGGGAGAACACAGAAUGUGAAAAUACAUCGUCUAAGCAUUGUUUAAUGGGACAGUGGUCACAAAUUAUUCCUGAAGCUUCAGUUUCAUUGCCAUCUGUUGAAGAGAAAGAAGCUGCAGUGAGUGCUGAAUUCAUCAGAAAUGAGAUGCUGGGUGACUGCUGUUUGUGUUGUUUUGCAUUUUGUUCUGAGGAGCAUUUGAUGCUAACAUUUUUAGAAAUUCGGUGGCAGGAGAACAGUUUUAGAAGUCCCGGUUCUUCUCCUUCUCAGAUACAUUGGGCACAGCAAACAUGCUCUCUGCCUAAUCUGAUUCCUUGUUGUGAGUCAGUGAAAUCAAGAGGUGCUUUGCUGACUUCAUUUUCAAAUGAUGGGCUUGUACUGGCAAUAGCUGUCAAUCAGAAAGAUCCACAGGCAACUCAGAUUUUGUUUAUGAGCACCAUGAAUUUCGUUACUGUUUCUGGAAGUGUUAAGGGCUGUGGUAGCAAGAAUCGGAAGGUUCCAUCAAAGUUUAUAAGGUCCUAUUGGAUUGCUAGCAUGAGCUGGACUCCCAAUAACCUUUUCUUGGCCUGCAUGUUAAAACGUGGGUCAUUGGUCUUAAUGACGUGUUUGGGUGAAUUACUGACUUUGGUUACUUUUGGUUGCUCUGUAGAGUUUGGCCCAGCAGAAUUUAUUCCUCUGCAUCCACUAAUAACAUACAGAUCACACCUCGCUCUGUUUCAAGAUUCAAAUCACUCCCAUAAUUCAUCAGCCUCUGAAGGAGAUCAUAUGAGGCAGAUGUUUUCUGUAACAUCCCAUCCAAGGUUACCUUACCUCAUUGUCUCUGAUGGGUACAACAUAACGGUUCUUAGAUUUUGCAGCAAUUUUUCACCAUCAGCAUUUUUGAGAUCAUUACUGCUUGACUCAGCCCAGAGACUUGAAAAACUACACCACAGUCUGACUGCAUCUAAGCCUAGAGAAAAACGUCUGCCACUGCGAUCGCUGUCCUCCUUAAGAGUUAGUAUAUUACAGAAUCAUCAACACCAGAGUUCGUUUGUCUCUGCAAUUCCAAAAUUUCUGCAAGAUGACGAAGGGACAGAACAAAAUAGGAAAGUAAUAGGCUUUCAGAAUGACGCUGAAGAUUCUGAUGAAGACAAGCAGUUUCAAAGCAGUUCAUUUGUUUUUGGGAGCCAAAAUGCCGAUACCUCUUUAAGCAACGAGGGCAGGUUGGAAUUUGCAUCCAUGUUCGACACCAUUCAUGCGGUGGACAGAACUGAAGAGAAAGAUGGCAGAACUUUAGAACUGAACUAUAUUCAAAAAAAUCUACUUGCAGCUUGGAGAGUAGGCAUUUCAAGAAGUGUACAAGAAAGAGAUAAAUUGCUAAGUUGCACUACCAGUUGCAUUGUACACUUUUUCAGUGUUUUACAGUAUGGAAAGCUUAACUUUGCAAACUUAAGUCACUCUUUCAAGGAUAAUCCAUGGAUACAGAGUGUCUUAAACUGUUUUCAGCAGUUUCUGACUCUCCUGAGUUGGGAUGCUAUGCACGGCCAGACACUGGGACAUCUGCUAAAGCUGACGUUGCGUACCCUAAAACUAAUUCUUGCUGAACAGCAUGGUCGUCUGUUUCCUAGUAAUCUUUUGGGAGGCUUCUCUUUGCUGAAAAUGGUUUCCUGUUGCCUAAAUGACAAAAAAGUGCCUCAAUAUGAGAUGCUUCCAGCAAUCCUGGAUGUCAACAGCAGUGUAAAACUGGACUCUUUAGCUACGCUUGCAUUUCAAGCUAAGGACUGGAGCUGCCAUCAAAAUUGUUGUGCAGUGAAUUCCGUACUUAAAAACUCUGUUCCAGCAGUAAAGCUGGGAAGGAAUUCAGAAAAGAGGUUAACUGUACUGUGGCAGUUUCUCUAUCAGCAUGUCCUUUGGUAUCGGGCGCAGCCAAGCAGGAAAAUGCUGAUCUCAAGUAAACCACAAUCUGAAAUACAAAAUGUACACAAAGAACCAAUGAUUGAAGCUCUGGCGAGUCACAUACAGGCCAUCCUGCAGUCUUCAGGGGAGAAACUGGAGAAAACACUGAAGCUGAACUCUGUGGCUGGUGAAGAACAAUUUCUGACAGGGUCUUAUAGAGAAUCUGUGGAGAUAUGGGAGAAAGCUCUUCAGGAAACCAUAGGAAAAGGAGGAAAGAGAAUACCUUUUCUUCAAACUCGAUACUGCCUUGCUAUAUUAUAUUGUCAUCUGUAUUACUACAAUCUUAGCAAGGCUCAAGGUCUGUGUGAUCAUCUCGUGUAUGAGCUCCUAAAGCGGACUAAUAUUUCCGUAAGCGAGAAGGACAAUGUCCCAGAUGCUGAACUCAUGAUAAGAUCUGUUCAUACUGAGGCUAUCCUGGCAGUAGUUCAGUCCUUGGCACGAUUCAUGGCGGCCUACUUCACUAAUGAGCCGCUUUUUGUGCUUCUUCCGCAUAACAUUGACGUGUUACCUUCACUUCACAUCAAGCCAGACAGGUAUCCUCGUAUUACACCAUUGCAGCAUUCCAGAAUCACCACAGCAAUUACGGAUCAAGGUCUUUCUUAUGUCUGGACAGCUGAAUACUGUCUUGACUUGUUUCUGAUCGGUGGGCUAGUUCCAGAAGCUAUGUGGCUGGUACAUAAGCUUGGAGACUGGAAGAUGUCUGUUUCAAUUGGAGUGGCUUUUAAUCAGUAUUGCCAAAGCAACAACAGCUUUUCAAGGUCACAAACGGUAGAUCUAUAUUUGCCACUGUACUUGACUCCAACACACAUUUUUCAAGAAAAAUUAAAGUCUUUUAUGGGCCAGCCUACUGGUAUGGAAACUUCAAGUGAAGGAGAAAUGAAAUACAAACAGUUUACAGAUCCUAUUGAGGAGGAAGAUGCAAAUGUGCUUUUUAAAUCAGUUGAAGAAAUACUGAAAGCAGCUGUUAUGGCAGACGCAGACAUUCUUUCGGAGAUAUUGCAGCUCUUAAUGGACUGUGUGAAGGACCUUUGCAGAAAGUUCUACAGUUUGGUGCCUGAGAGCUUAUAUCUUCCCGCACCACCCUUAUACUGUCCUCAGCCAGCAUUUCUGAGUGAAGAAGAAUGCACUGAUCUGCCACUAAGAAUAGAAAGGGAAUGUCGGCAGAAGGUUUCCGGGGUGGUUCAGCGAAUUCUGCUGCUUUUCCAGGCUGCUCAUUGUUCUUUUCCUGCUGCUCAGUGGUAUAUCAUGCAACUGAAGUGGGCAAGAAAAAUAAUGCAAAAGAUUCGCAAGAAAGGAAGUCUUCCCUUGUUAAAUAGUCUUCCUGAAAAUUUGCUUAAUUAUUCUAAAUCUCAUUCAGUAUUCUUUAGACCUAUGUCAUCUGGAGACAGCGGAUUUGAUGAUAUUUCAUGUAGGACAAUAGAGUGCUUCAGGGAAUUAUGUGCAUUAUGUUGGAUGCUUCACGUUCGUGAAAGGUUGUCGGACAGUUGCAGGCGGUACCAAGCUGCAAGAGAGAAUUCAGGAAUUCAGAAAGAAAUUACAACAACUGAAUUUGAUGCCUGUGUAGUCGAGCAUUGCCUGAAAGCACUGGAAUGGGCUUGCCGAAUGCUUCCUUUUGCUAGGUUCAUGAAUGUCGAAGAACUUGUCCAGGACAUCAUUCUGAGUCUUAUUGGGGAAUUGCCACCAGUCCAAAAGGUGGCAGAAAUUUGGGUGAAAGCGUUUCCUAACCGCGAAGAUGUAAGAGUCCCAUUAAGAGAUAAAUAUAAUGGUCUGCACCAGCGACUUAGACAUUGUGUAGUCAAAGGGCCCAGUGGUGAAAAUAUGAUGUCUGCAGUUAUAGAGGCUGCUCACAAAGUGAAUCUGAAAACAUUAAAGCGUGUGAUAAGGAACAUAGGGCCCCAUCAAAGAAAUAUCUGGGAGCCGCCUGAAGAGGAGUCCCAAGAUCUUGGAACUUGCUGCUAUGAUGGAUUCUCUUUGGGAACGAGCCUGAGCAGAAGCACAGUCUCUGAUCUGGGGAACCCUCAGGUUUACAGUGAUGCAGAAACAGGAGACUCUGUCUCUGAAGCCUUGCUGAUGGAGGAAACCAGAAGGAGAACUCCUUCACAGAUGCAAGAAGACGACAGGGAAAUCUUUAACCAUGCAGUGGAUUUGACAGGAUAUAAGAGCGCACCUGAAAAGUUAAAAGACUUCAGCAUGAAAGAAACAAACAGCAAAAGCAAAACCAACAAAGCCCUCUCUGAUCGUUGUGUUUUGCCUGUAGUCGGUGAAUGGGAAUUUGAACGUGAUGAUGAUGAAUACGUGAAGUUCUUAGACCUGUUUUUGACUUACGUGCUUGAAAGAGAUCACAUCAGUCACGGGGACUCGGCAGUGCCUUUCCUGAAGAGCUUUUCAGCCCUCCUUAGGGAACACGAACUGAACUCCCUCCUUUUUGAUGUUCACACGACACUGAAACGUCGACAGAAUAGAACUAAAAGCCAAACUGUUUUUAGGGCUGGCUCUUCCUAUGCUCUUAUUUUGAACCCUAGUAAUUCUCAGCCAUCUUCUUUGUGUGAUGAAGAGAAGAAAGAAUUUAAAAAACACUCGCUACCUGUCUCCGUUCAACAACCAACCGAGCCUCCUGGCCAUGACUCUGUGAGGAAACUCGGCUCAAAAAGAGGAUUAUUUGGUCCAAUCCCACUGUCAGUUUAUGCAGCCAAUUCCAGGAAAGGGACAACACUUUCACCAGUAUUAACUCAGUGUCCACCUGACCAUGCUUCUUCUGUCCUCCAAAUACCUCCAGUUCAGAAAUAUAUCUACAAAGCCAUUGAGGUGACCAAUGAUGUACAGAGAGAGGAAUCUGCUCCAGAAAUGAAGAAUGCAUUUGAUCAUGUUGCCCGCUUGCUUGAAUGGAUGAUCAGGUGGUCUGAUAGACAGCUGCUUUAUGAUUGGUUCUCAGCAGACCCACCUCAGGAGCGCCGACCAAUGAUGCACGUAAAAACAUCCGCAUCUGCCGUCCUUGCAUCAUUCCAGCUUUUGGAGCAACGGUGCAUCAACGAAUCGCAAGAUCAACACGCUCGCUUUUGGAACCCCAGGAAACCUUGUGCAAGUACCGGUUCUUCGGGUAUUCCAUCCAAAUUAGAGAAAGAAAGUAGUGUGGAUACAGGCUAUUCUCCAUCAGUCAAAACGCCAGUUGGUGUCCAAGGUGGAAAUGCUUAUUGUGAACCUUAUGAAAGGACUUCAAGGACUAUGCAUGAAGAGCAGCCUGAGAAGAAAGAAAAUAAUUUCAAGGAUCAUUCUGUAAUACAUGCCACAAAGAGUGGAGAAGAUUUUGAUGAAGGUCUGAUAGAAAUGGGAGGAUGCACACCAGAUGAAGGAGAUGUGUCGUCUGAAAAUGAGUUCUCUGAAGAACCAUUUGCAGCUUCAAGGAGUCCCACCAUAUCUGUCAGCAUUAAAUCAGUUCAAGCAAAAAAGCAACUUUCUUCCUCGCGUGAAGAAUGCCUACAGGAAGAGCCAUUGAUGGAAACAUUGGAUGGGAAAGGAGAAAUGGCCAACCUAAAUGGCGUAGAGCUCUCAGUAUCAGAUGAUCGGCCAUCUUUGACUGUUGUGUCAAGCGUUCAUUCUAGCAGCCCUGUUAGCUCAAAGAAAGAAGAAGCUGAUGCAAGAGAUCGGCCAUCUUUGGCUGUUGUGUCAAGUGUUCAUUCUAGCAGUCCUGUUGGUUCAAAGAAAGGAGAAGUUGCUUCAACAGAACCAGCACCACAGCCAUUAAACAUUUCAGAUACUGUUAGACAAAUGCUUCAAGAUGAAAUGUUUAAACUGGUUCAGCUCCAGCAGAUUAACUUUAUGAGCCUCAUGCAAGUGGUGGGGUCAUCUUUUGCCAGCCUGCCAGAAGUGCCACACCAUUUGCAGCAGUCGCAGCCUUCUCACUUAGGGAGCAACCAGGUUUCAAAUCCUGCAGGAGCUGACUUUGACAGGCGUCCUCCAGGACGUUCAGCAGAUGGUCCUUCAAAAAGAAAACAACCCACCCUAGAAAACACUUCAAAUUCUAAUACAAAAAGCUCCUGUCAUCAGGAAGAGAACGUUCCACCUGAACAAAAUGACAGUGAAAAUAUACAGAAUCUUCCAAAUGUUGGUGAUGCUUCAGGGUUACGAGAGGGCACAUCAUUUGGAACAAGGAUGAUUCCACCCUUUCAGGACUUGCUUCAUCAGGCUUCACCCAGACCGCUACCUCUACUGUCAGCGUCUCAUAAUGUUCAAGAAACCCCUAGACUUAUUCCACUGGCGAGACUCUCAGAUAAUGCAAAUAGAUUACCUCUGCUUAAGCUUAAACCAAGCUAUAAGUUCCAGUCACUAAAUAUCUGCCUAGUAAAACUUCACCAAGAUUUUAGUGGACCAACCUCACAACCUCGAGAAGCCUGGGGUCCACCUCCUGUAGUGGAGAAUCCUCCGGGUUCACAGGAACCACAGUACAAAAAAGAAUCAACAGGAUACCUAAAAUUGGACGAUAAUCCUGAAGUUCUAAGGCAAGCACAAGAGGAGGGGAACAAACACUCAGAAGUGAUGAAUGAGGGACCUUCCAGACAUCUCCAUCUGCCUGAAUAUGAAAAAAAGGAAAACGUGGCACCUUCAGAACAUCUUCAUGCUUGUUUAAGUGCAGAGAAACCACUGGUGGACCAUGACAUUUCCUUGCAUAAAACAUAUAAAAAUUUUGUUCAAAUUCCACUACUGUGCCUGAAGCCUCGUUCACAGGCCGGAUAUCCUUUGCCUGUAAGGCCUGUGAAAUUGACAUCAGAGGACACGGAAUCCAGGAACCCCCAGUGGCAAAAAGGAAUACCAUUACUGUAUUCUAACGUACCUCCACUCGCCAAGUUUCCAACACCAAAACUCAUCCCACUUCAGAAACUUAUUGCCUCUGAGCAAAGCCAGGCCCCAUUUAUUGGACAUGAAGGCCAUCCAGAACAGAUCCAGCUACUAAAAGCCAACAUUAAACCCUUUGAAGCAAGAGAAGACAGGAAUAAUAAAAUGAGGCAGAGAAGGCGUGUCAAGAAGCAGAUCAAGGAGAAAGAAGAAAGGAAGACUGUGACUUUUCAAGAAACUGACCCCACCCUCCCACCUGGCAUUCUAGAAAAAACAAAGGAUGAGCCCAACUGUGAUCUUAAAGAUGGUGACUACUUGCUAGACCCAGAAGCAGAUAUUUCUUCAGCAGGACUACACUACUUGGCUUCUGUACGAAAAAGGCCCAUAGAUCUUCAAGAUGCUAGUACAAAUACAGACCCCGUUCUUAAAUCGCAUCAAGACAUGCAAACUGUCUCAGAAGAAGUAGUUUCUGAAACUGAUAAAAAUCAACCUAUCAUCUCUGUUCCAGAAUCAGAAUUAUCGCCUUCGUGUGUUCCUGAAAUGUUACCACCAGACCUGUACUUCAAUCUGAGAUUCCCCACUGAAGCCUCAGAGAGGCCCCUGCCAUCCUCCUUAUCUAGGACUACAUUUGAUUUGGGUGAACGGAAGUAUAUCAACGUGAUUGAUAUAGAAGAUGACGACCUUCUGAAAAACUUGCCAGAGAUAUCAGAGCCUGCAGCGAAGGGCCUUAUCCUGCAGUCUGAGAAGCCUGAAGUCACAUCUUCUGCAAAACUACAUCACAUGGCAGCAUCUGUUACCAAUUCAAUUCCACCCGAAGAAUUUGAGAAUGAAGGGCAUGGGGUUCAAACGGAACCAUUGCGAGCACCACCGGAGAAUCUGGAGGCGGAAAUCGCUGGUGAUCCUCUCACAUUGGGUCUACUGCAAGAACAUUUCAGCACUAACUUCCCUCCAGGACUGUUAGCUAAACAAAUCAGCAGAGAGCGUUUCUGUGCCAGACUACAAGAAAUGGAUAAGCAGCUAUCAGCCAUACAGAACAUGGCGGAAAAAAUGGAGCAAGAAUUCAGAAAUACUAAACUGCUGGUAAAAUCCCCACUAGGUGAAACCGAUCCAGGAGACGAUGAAGUUUCCUACUAUGCACCAGGUGUUAAAGUCUCCAGAGAAGAACGUUAUUCAGCCCGUGUGAUUGUGGAGGAUUUCGCAGAGGAGGAAGACUAUAUAAAACCAGAAUCUCCUCAAAACAGUUAUACUGCCUUCCAAACUCCCUCCAUUUCUCAUUCAGCAUCAGCAGCUGAUCUAACCAGUGUCAAAAAGUCAUCUUCAGAUAUUUAUACCAGACUUGGAGAACUGGAUGAAAGUUUCUCAGAAGAUCCCUUGAAUAUUACUGGCUUGAGUGGUGUUACCGACAUCAUAACUGACCUCAUAACGGAAGGUGCCAUUUCAGCUGCAGAACUGGGCCUCACCCAUACACAGGCCAAAAAGAUCUCCAGAUGCUCCAGUGCCGUGAGCAGACGUCCACGUCGAUCAGAACGGGAGAAAAAAGAGUUACAAGCCUGGAUGAAAAGAAAGCGAAGGGAGAGACAAGAGGAGUAUCUGCAACAGCUGGCUGAACAAAGAGAAAAAGAACAUGAUCCAUUUCCUUUGAGAAACAACUCACAGCUUGGAUAUACAUCACGGGAAAUCAAAUUGCAGCAAAAAAAGAAAGAGGAAAAAGAUAAACUCUUAUUGUCGGAGCACCAUAAUCUUAGAGUCUCCCAAGCCCUCAGCCUGAUGGACGAGCUGUUAUCAGACACAGUGCAGCCUGGAUCGUUGUCUAAAGCAAGGCUGCCGCAAGAUGUCAAGCGGCCACGUGUCUCUCCUUAUGGAAGUCGCUACCAAGCUGCAAGGAACAGCACCACUUCCAGAACUGGGCUGGGUGAGACAAGAUCCUCUUCCAGUCUACGCUGUGACACAACUCAAAGAAAAGGCCUAUCAUCCCGAGCACCUUACAGAAGAACAGCCUCAGACACCUUGCAAAGGGAGUUGUGGUGGAAAAGCAGAAGCCAGAGAAGCAGGUUGGACUUGGGAAGUCAAGCUUCCAAUCAGAGAAGGAUCCCAUCUACCAGCAGAGCAACUCAGGCAACCGAGGAGAGUGAAGAGGAAAUGAGCAGCUGGAGCAUCCCCGAUGAGAUCCAGCGGAUAUUGCAUAGCAGUUCCACUUCUCAUUUAGAGGGUCUUUUGCGUCCCAAAGAUAGUUUCUCCAUGGCCAGCAUUAAUAACCUGGACAGCGUGUCUGAAAGCACCAGCAGCAUCCUGAGCAAACUUGACUGGAAUGCAGUAGAGGCCAUGGUAGCAAAUCUGGAAGAAAAAUGAAGCCACUGUAAAGGACAUUGGGAUGCAUAACUGUUUGGGAAGGUAACUCAUUGAAUUUUAGGGGAAAUGCACCACUGUGUUCAUAUUGGGGAUGCUACAGAGCAAAUCCUGCCCAAAACAUUCUUACAAGAAAAUCAUAAGUGAUGGAAUCCGAGCCCUUAAAAUCAGUAAUUUGGGAUCCAUGUAUGAAAUGGACUUGUGGAAUUAUGCAGGAUGACACAAUACCAUGUAGGCCUCUUGGAACAUGCAGAUGUGAAAUAAACUUAGCAGACAAGAAUCCGUUCCUGUCAUUUCUGAAAGUAACGGAGCAUUUAAAAUGAUUGUGCAUGAAUGUCAAGACUACAAAUGUAAUUAAUGAUUCUGAAUUAUAUUUUAUGAUUCUUCAUUAUGUUUUAUAAUUAUUAAGGACUUGCUUUUAAUAAAGUGUUUUCUGAUAA